Musca vetustissima is the source of this 3203-nucleotide messenger RNA. RefSeq lists its product as uncharacterized. Gene Ontology annotation, cellular component: plasma membrane. The transcript has 8 exons. The record is from RefSeq and is a predicted model, not a curated record. NCBI's taxonomy places the organism in Eukaryota, Metazoa, Arthropoda, Insecta, Diptera, Muscidae. Bases 1 to 3201 code for a protein of 1066 amino acids.
AUGCCAAUACCAACACUACCAACCAACAUUGAAAGUCAGUGUAAAUAUAAAAUAACAACAACGACGACAGCCAGAGAAUCAGCAUCGUCUCAACCAUCAUCGCCACCGCCAACGACUGGAGCUGGUGGAAAACUUCAAUACAAUACAAAUACUGACAACAGCAAAGUAGCUCAAAUCGACAACAGAAAACAAUAUUAUAGCCAACUAACAACACUUGAAUGGAACAACAAUGCCAAUAACAACAACAACAACAAUAACUGUAUCGGCAACAAUUUCAACAUCACUGCUAACAACAUAAAAAAUUGUAAACAUAACGACAACGGCGGCAGUAUCGGCUGCAGCAGCUGCCGUCGGAGGAACACCAAUAGAAAAGGACACGUCAAUAGAUCUUCUUGCUGUUGGCAGCGGUCAUUGUUGGGUACUUCCUCCACUUGGAUAUUUUGCCUUUGGUUAUGGAUUGCAAUUUCAUCAUUGGUAUUUGUCCAAUGUAUACCGUCACCAUCUUCAUCAAUACAACAGCCACAGAAACGAGGUGGUGGCUCUGUUGACAUGUCCAAAGAUCAAUGUAAUAAAACUGUCGAUAUCUUCGAAGAUGUUAGUUCACCCGAAGUGAAUCACAUAAAUGUGGGCCGGCCACUUACAUGCUGGUAUCGAUUUCGAACGUUAAAAGGUGCCCCAAGAGACUUCGUUUUACGGCUGCGUUUUAAGAAAUUUAAAGUUGGAACUCUGCUAAAUGCUACACACUGUGAAGGAGGCUAUUUACAGAUUGUCGAUGGCAAUGCCAAAACGGAUGUGUCAAAUCGUCGAGAACCGGGUAUGUUCUGUGGUGAAGCUGAACAACCGCAAACAUUUAUCAGUGAAACGAGUUAUGUGAAGGUUAUGUUUCAUACCGAUAAUUUUACUGAUCAGACUUACUUUACAUUUGAUUCUCGUGCCGAACAACAAACUGAAGUUUACCCCCGCUAUGGCCCACAUCCAGAAUUGUAUCCAAAUCGCCGGGGGGAAGUUGUACAGGGAUCAUAUUGUGAACGCGAAUAUCGUGAUUGCCGCCUACAAACCUGUUACGUUCAAUCGCCUGCCUAUCCUGGUCUAUAUCCCAGAGCCUUAAACUGCCGCUACAAAUUGCACACACGUCAGCCUUACAUCAAAUUGUAUUUGCAAAACGAACAGUUUGCGGUCGAUGGUCAAAGAUGUGAAAAUGUCAUGACCUGUCCCAUUCGCCACAUUGGUUCCGGCAACGAGCACUGUCCCUACGAUUGGUUGGCUGUCUACGAUGGACGCGAUGAACAUUCCCCAUUAAUUGGUAAAUUCUGUGGCCUAGGAAAAUUCCCAUUUAGUAUAAUAGGCACUUCACAAUACAUGUACGUUGAGUUCGUUACAUCACCUGCUGGACCUCUACUGAAUACUGGGUUUCAUUUCAAUGUUGGCAAUUGGCCAGGUCAUGUUGAAACGGCUGGCAUUAAACACGGCAUAUGCGAUUGGCUGCUAAGUUCAGACUCGCUCAAAGAUAGCAGUGCCAGUGAGGGUAUAUUCCUCAGUAUAGCCCAUUGGUAUCCACCAAACACCUCAUGCAGUUAUCACAUCAAAGGACGAGCUGGUGAAAUAGUGCGUCUAUAUUUUCCAAGUUUCCGCAUAAACCGCAUCGAAUCACCCAUUUUGAAGUAUGAUGAAGAUUGUGGAGAAUCGUUGACCAUUUAUGAUUCAGAUCGUGCCGAUCCAGCUCGUAUUAUUAAGACAUUCUGCGAUACCUUCUCAAGGCCCAUGGAAAAAGUGGACUUUGUAAGUACGAGUCCAUCGUUGUUUGUACAAUUCGAAUCGAAAACUGGUUCGUACAGCGGGUCAUCGUUGUACUUUUGGGCUCAUUAUGAUUUCUUUAAUAACACCCGAUUUGGUGAUCCUGUUCCAAAUACUCUGUGCGAUGAAGUUAUGUACGCCUGGAAACAUCCCGGAGGAAAGAUACGUUCACCCAUGAAUUCGUUGAUCUUCAAGCGAACUGGCGGCUCGGACGUCAGAUGUCAAUAUAAAUUUGUAACCGAUCGUCGUCUGUAUGCCCGAGCAGUGAUUGAAGUUAGUUCGGUAAUGUUCAAGGAAUUGCCCUAUAAUAACAAUGCCUGUACGCGCUGCCACGAGGAGAGAGUAGAUAAGCUGGUCAUUUGGGAGGAACGCGAAAAGUUCCAGAAUAAUUUGGCCUGCUUCUGUGACAACAUUCCACGGCCAGUGCGGGUUAUCUCGUCGGCAGAUCAAAUGAAUUUGGAAAUGAUAGUACAAGGCCAGCAUGCCAUAACUUCAUAUUUCAAGAACCCUAAUCCACUGUUCGAAGCCUCAUAUGAAUUUGCUCAUGGACCUUUGUGUGGCCCCAUUACUUUGGGUCCCUCACCCGAUGGUGAAUUGGUAUAUCCCUAUAAGAAGGCUUUGGCCUUGGUAACGGGUCCCAUGGCAGCACAACCCGAGCAUCACUAUAGGCGAGAGAAAUGCAUUUGGGAACUGAAAGUUGCUUCUCAGAGGGAUCUUUGGCUGAAUUUGGAAAAGGCGCGAUUUGGUGACCGCACUUGCGACAGUGCUAAAAUCGAAGUUUAUUUGGCAGGACGUUUGGAGCCCCGAUUUAUUAUAUGUCCUGAAAAUGUAUCAUUGGCUCGAGAUUUACCCAUACUAUCAACGGCAGAUUUGGGUGCUUUGGGUUCGGAUCAAGAACCAUUGCCUGUACUAAUACAAUACACCGGAGAUGGGCAGCCUGGCAAGAACAUCUUCCGCUUGGUGUGGACCGAAUUAUUCCACUUACCACGCAACCCAGAUGGCAGUUUAGCCGCCUCACUGUUACAAGAUAAUGAAUGCAGUUUUAAGUGUCCUGGCAAUCCCAACAUUUGCCUACCACAACGUUUCGUCUGCGAUGGCAUACAGAAUUGCCCCAAUGCAAGUCAUACCUCAACACAACUGGAAGACCUCACACAGCAUUUGCAAUGGAAUUUGGAGCAAUUGGAUUUGUGGCACAUACACAAGGAUCAACCACAGCACUUGAGUAGUAAACUUCUCGAUGACGAAUCGGCCAUAUUGUGCGUGAAAAAAUAUCAACGUAGAGCGAUGACCGUUGGAGAAAUUGCCUUCUUUUCAGCUAUUUUAGUAUCGAUAAUAGUUUUAAUAGUUCUAAUAUUGCGUUUGAUGUGUCGAGGGUCCAAGCACAAGGAUUCAACAAGUAAAUAUUAAAA